AUGUCUCCCACCUUCUCGAAGCAAAUAGAGUGGCUCCAAGGAAUGUGGCCUCCAAAUUGGAGAGGGAGCUACACCCGUGCAGCUGGGGAAGAGCAACCUCUGGCCCAUGACAGACCCUGGCACGAAGACAACAUGGAGAGAGGACCAGAGACUCCCGACGCCGGGACCAAGCUCGAGGGAAGCUACGAGGAUGCAGCGCCUGUUGUACAGCAGCAUCAACAGCGGCGGCGGUGGCGCUCGAAAUGGCAACACGCAUGGCGGCUCCUCGUCGUCCUCCUAGCGCUAUGGGGCACAUUUGACCUCUGCCACCGCGCAGCACGACCCCUUCUCUCCCGCCUGGCACACCCACACAUCUCAGACGCGUCAUUCUGGUGCCGCAAGGCGUGUCCACAGAUAGCGGACGAGGCGCGGGCGCUCGGUUGCGUGUUCGACGAGCUGGAAAACCGCUUCACCAAGCCCGAAUGCAUCAACGCAGACAUCACCGACGAGUUCACACGCGCUGGACCGGGUCCGGACGGCGCGUGGUUUUACAGGACGGAGAUUGAUGGCAACAUGACCACGGUCAAUGUUUCCCAGGUGAUCGACUUGAUCGAGCCGGGGAGGAUGGUGUGGCAGACGACCAGGUGGCAUCUGCUGCACUGUAUGUUUGUUUGGCGGAAGAUCUCGCUCAGCCGGUUUGAUGGGACACUGCUGCCGAUGAAUAGGGAGGAGGAGGCGACGCAUGGGAAACAUUGCGAGAGGCUGGUGGCGAGUUUUCUUGUUGGGGGUGAGAUGGAUGAGUAUUUGGCGCAUACGGAGUACUGA
Messenger RNA from Lasiodiplodia theobromae, 804 nucleotides. RefSeq lists its product as uncharacterized. The record is from RefSeq and is a predicted model, not a curated record. Bases 1 to 804 code for a protein of 267 amino acids. Lineage: Eukaryota; Fungi; Ascomycota; Dothideomycetes; Botryosphaeriales; Botryosphaeriaceae. The transcript has a single exon.